AUGUCGACCACGAUCCCGAUCUACGCCAACCUGCUGCCUCCAUCCUGGAAGGUCAAAGUCACCUCGUGGCUUGCCGAAGACUGUCCCUCCUUCGACUGGGGCGGCUUCGUCGUCGGCGAAGACAUCAAACGAGCCACGCUCUUCUGCAAAAGCGAAGGAGUCCUCGCCGGAGUCCCCUUCUUCGACGAGGUGUUCAAGCAGCUCGACUGCAAGGUUCACUGGAACUUCCGAGAAGGAGAAUACCUCAGAUCCUCCACCCCCGGUCAGAAGGUCAAGAUCGCAGUGGCGACCGUCGAGGGACCGUCUCGAAAGAUCCUUCUUGGCGAACGUGUUGCGCUCAACACUCUCGCCAGGUGUUCCGGUAUCGCGACUGCUUCCAGUCUCUUUGCGCAGAAAGCACGGGAUGCAGGGUACCAGGGGAUCGUAGCGGGGACGCGCAAGACGACACCCGGGUUCCGAGACGUCGAAAAGUACGGCAUGCUCGUUGGAGGCGUCGACAUGCACAGGUACGACUUGAGCAGCAUGGUGAUGCUCAAAGACAACCACAUCUGGAGCACGGGCUCGGUCAAGAAUGCCGUUGCGUCGGCGAGAUCCGUCUGCGGGUUUUCGCUGCGCAUCGACGUCGAGGUGCAGAGCUACGACGAAGCCGUCGAGGCGAUCGAGGCAGGUGCCGACGUCAUCAUGCUCGACAACAUGGAGGGCGAGACUCUGAUCAGCAACGCCAAGAGGUUGAAGCAGGAGUGGAGCGGGAAGCACAAGUUCUUGUUGGAAAGCAGCGGUGGCAUCGAUAUCGACAACGUCAAGCAGGGUGGACAUGUGGAUAACUCGAUCGAUAUCAUCUCGACGAGCAGCAUCCAUCAGUCGACCAAGCAUGUCGAUUUCUCGCUGAAGAUCGACCCUAGUUCGUAG
This is a messenger RNA of Pseudozyma hubeiensis SY62, 909 nucleotides long. RefSeq names its product nicotinate-nucleotide pyrophosphorylase. Bases 1 to 909 code for a protein of 302 amino acids. Gene Ontology annotation, molecular function: nicotinate-nucleotide diphosphorylase (carboxylating) activity. The record is from RefSeq and is a predicted model, not a curated record. Gene Ontology annotation, biological process: quinolinate catabolic process; NAD+ biosynthetic process. Gene Ontology annotation, cellular component: cytoplasm. The transcript has a single exon. Lineage: Eukaryota; Fungi; Basidiomycota; Ustilaginomycetes; Ustilaginales; Ustilaginaceae.